This is a messenger RNA of Gilbertella persicaria, 1239 nucleotides long. RefSeq names its product S-adenosyl-L-methionine-dependent methyltransferase. The transcript has 7 exons. The record is from RefSeq and is a predicted model, not a curated record. The coding region runs from base 12 to 1067 and encodes 351 amino acids. NCBI's taxonomy places the organism in Eukaryota, Fungi, Mucoromycota, Mucoromycetes, Mucorales, Choanephoraceae. Gene Ontology annotation, molecular function: methyltransferase activity.
AUUUGUAGAUUAUGGGUGUAUUUUCAUCCUUGAAAGGCAUAUUUCAGAAAAGACAAGUCAAAAAAACACAGUUAACAAAUCUCAAUAAGAAAAACAUAAUAUCAAUAUCGAAAGACAAUAUGGGCUCAGCUAUUAAAAGUACUGAUGCUACUUGCAGCCCAACUACUUCAUCUAAACAAGCUAACAGUGAUGCUGGUGGAUACAACUACAAGUACAGCGAUGGAAGAAGAUAUCAAGGGCACGAUAACGUAUCUUAUUUGCUGCCUAAUGAUGAUGAUGAAAACGAUCGCAUCCACCAACAACAUUGGAUCCUUCGCUAUGCAUUUCAAUGCAACUUCCAUGCGCCUGUGACAAAGAUGCUAGAAGAAGGUAUCACGGUGCUUGACUCAGGUUGCGGUCCUGCGACUUGGACCUUUGAGAUUGGCGAAUCUUAUCCUCGGUCCAAGAUCUAUGGUGUAGACGCCUCUUGCGUCUUUCCCGAAGACAUCAAACCAGCCAACGUAGAGUUUGCUAUUGGCAAUAUUGCCAAGCGUAUUCCAUACGAAGACAGCAUGUUUGACUAUGUACAUCAACGUCUGCUUAUUGGUGGUCUGACACAUGAUGACUGGAAAAACACUUUAAAAGAGCACUAUAGAAUUCUAAAACCCGGAGGCUAUGUUGAAUUGGCCGAAGUUAGCUUUAUUGACUUAGAUGAGGCGGGACCUUAUAUGGCAACUUUAGUUAAGGCUUUCGAAACAUUAUUUGAUAGUCGUGGCCUUAGAAUCAAGAUUGGCUUGGAAUUGGAAGAUCGAUUGAGACAAGCUGGCUUUGAGAAUAUUGUUGUAAAAAAGAUUCCUCUUCCAUUCAAUCAUAGUGGAAAAAUUGGUGAACUAUUAUGGUGUGAUUUUCAACACCUCUGUAUUAACCUCAAGCCAGCUUUAGUCAAAGCAAAUCCAGCACUGGAUGGCCCGGGCGUAUUUGAUACAUAUUUGGAAAAAGCUGCCAUAGAAUUAACUCUGAGUAAGACAUACUCUAAAUUCUUUGUUGCUUAUGCUCAAAAGCCCAAAGCCAUUGCUGAUAAAAACUAAUUUCUGUCUUCUUCAAAUUAUUAAGAAUACAUUUAGAAAACUCUAAUUUUACUAUCGUUAUUUCUAUAAUUUGGAUCACUAAUACUAUCACUUAUAAUACCUUCAUUUCUCUUAUGCAAAAUACUUAUUAACAAUCAUGCAUACAGAGAGCCUAAUAAAUAUUGCUUCAAAC